Molecule: messenger RNA, 1602 nt
Organism: Coniosporium apollinis CBS 100218
Lineage: Eukaryota; Fungi; Ascomycota; Dothideomycetes
Product: homoserine O-acetyltransferase
Exons: 2
Coding region: 1-1602 (533 amino acids)
Biological process (GO): L-homoserine metabolic process
Molecular function (GO): homoserine O-acetyltransferase activity
Source: RefSeq, a predicted model, not a curated record
AUGACCGUCGAAACGAAUGGCGCAGACCAUCUAGCUGAGCAGCCGUCCAACGGGGCGCAGCGUUACAGGAGAUUAGCAUCGCAGCCCGAGAACCCCUUUGCUCGCCUAAUACCAGACCAAACUACCGCCGUUAUCCCCUCCUUCACCCUCGAAUCCGGUGUCACUCUCUACAAUGUGCCUGUCGCCUACAAGACCUAUGGCUCGCUUUCGCCUCAAGGAGACAAUGCUAUGGUUAUAUGCCAUGCCUUGACCGGUAGCGCAGAUGUGGGCGACUGGUGGGGUCCGCUGCUGGGAGGGCCUGGCAAGGCGUUCGAUGUCUCGAGGUUCUUCGUCGUCUGCGUCAACAGCCUUGGAAGCCCGUACGGCAGCGCCAGUCCAGUGACGGCCAAAGAUGGCGAUCCAGCGAAGGGCCUGUACGGGCCGGAGUUCCCCUUGACCACCGUCCGGGAUGAUGUGAACAUCUUCAAGCUGAUUCUCGAUGAACUGGGCGUCCGUCAAAUCGCCGCAGUGAUUGGAGGGUCUAUGGGCGGCAUGCUUGUCCUAGAGUUUGCAUACUUUGGAACGGACUAUGUUAGGUCCAUCAUCCCGAUUGCAACUUCGGCACGCUACAGCGCCUGGGGCAUUAGUUGGGGCGAGGCGCAAAGGCAGAGCAUCUACAGCGACCCGAAGUACGACGACGGCUAUUACUCCUUCGGCGAUCCUCCAUCGACCGGCUUAGGAGCGGCUCGCAUGUCAGCACUCCUUACCUAUCGCAGCCGGGACUCUUUCGAGAGCCGCUUUGGCCGGAACACACCCGAUCCUUCGCGUCGACAGAAUAUUAACGGCAUUCAACGCCCCUCCUCCGCUGGUCACGAACACUUUGCAAUCCACAACGAAGGCCACAAGAACGCUGGCUCGCCGCGUAACUCCCGCACGAACAGCACGGCCGAUCUUCAGAAGUCAGCCGCACAGAGCACCAAGCCAGCUUCACCAUCCCUCAAUACCGACCCCGAGUUUCACGGGUCCAAUACACUCCCCGCAAGCUCUCCCUCCCUGGCACCGCCCAUAUCCAGAACAACGUCGACCCUGACGGGCGCAACCAAGCGCACGCCAACCUACUUCUCCGCGCAGUCCUACCUCCGUUACCAAGGCGAGAAAUUCAUCAAACGCUUCGACGCCAACUGCUACAUCGCCAUCACGCGCAAGCUCGACACGCACGACGUGUCCCGCGGACGGACCGACGGGGACGUUCCCGACUCCCCCUCAUCCAGUUCGUCCGUACCUGCGCUAAAGUCGGCCUUGGCGCAGAUAGAGCAGCCGUGCCUCAUCCUCGGCAUCCAGAGCGACGGGCUGUUCACGUUUGCCGAGCAGGAAGAGCUCGCGGCCGCGAUCCCGAACAGCGUACUCAAGACCAUCGAUAGCCCCGAAGGCCACGACGCGUUCCUGCUUGAGUUCGAGCAGGUCAAUGCGCAUCUGCUGCAGUUCAUGAACGAGGUGCUACCAGAUUUGAUGGCGAGGACGCCGACAGAGAUAGGGAGCGCGGGGGAGCAGGAUGGGGAGCUGGGCGUCACGAAGAGCAGCACGUUUGGGGAGGCGGAGGUGGAGGAUAUUACUGCUUGGUGA